This is a messenger RNA of Protobothrops mucrosquamatus (brown spotted pit viper), 2415 nucleotides long. RefSeq names its product serine/threonine-protein phosphatase 4 regulatory subunit 4. Gene Ontology annotation, cellular component: cytosol; protein serine/threonine phosphatase complex. NCBI's taxonomy places the organism in Eukaryota, Metazoa, Chordata, Lepidosauria, Squamata, Viperidae. The transcript is spliced from 13 exons. The record is from RefSeq and is a predicted model, not a curated record. The annotation marks the transcript as partial. Gene Ontology annotation, molecular function: protein phosphatase regulator activity.
GUGAUAGAUGCAUUAAUAAAUCACCUUCCUGAAAUUCUCGAACUUCUGUCUACUGGAGGAGAAAACAGUGGAUCAGAGAACAAGCUUUUAAAUUUUCCAGAGUUAAUUCCAGCACUAACAAGAGCUGAACAGAGGGCAGCAACCUCUUUAAAAUGGAGGACACAUGAGAAGCUAUUACAAAAGUACGCCUGUUUGCCUCAUGUCAUCUCAAGUGAUCAGAUUUAUUACCGAUUUUUGCACAGAAUGCUGACAAUCAUUAUGACAAAUAAUGUCCUACCUGUCCAAAGAGCAGCUGCUCGAACACUGUGUAUAUACUUACGAUAUAAUCGUAAGCAAGAACAGAGAUAUGAGGUCAUCCAGAAAUUGAUUGAACAACUGGGCCAAGGAAAAAGCUAUUGGAACAGAUUACGUUUUUUAGAUACCUGUGAAUUCAUCAUAGAACUCUUUUCCAAAUCAUUUUUCUGUGAAUACUUCUUUCUUCCUGUGCUUGAACUUACACAUGAUCCAGUAGCAAAUGUGAGAAUGAAACUUUGUUAUUUAUUACCAAAAGUGAAGUCAACCCUCAAGGUUCCCACAGACAAACAUUUACUGCAGCAGCUAGAAAUGAGUGUAAGAAAACUUCUAUGUGAGGAAAAAGAUAAAGACGUCUUGAACAUUGUUAAAAAAAUGGUACUAGAACUUGACAGAAUGGAUACCUCUUUAGAUGCCUUUCAGAAGAGGUUUUAUGAAAAUGAUCUAUUGGAUCAGCAGAAAGAAAGAGAGGAACAACUUCUUUUGGAAAUGGAGCAAUUAGAAAAAGAGAAACAGCAAAAUGAGAGCAGGUCUACAAAUAUGAGUGAUAAAAUAUAUGAAAAGAAGCGUAGAGACAGUAAAGCAUCAUCAACGUUGGCCAAAACUAUCCCAAUGUCUGUUUCUGGAAACCCUUCAGGUGCUUCAACAAGCAAAGAAGUAAAAAAGUCUAAAUUGGUUAGAAGUCAGUCUUUCAGUAGUCAAGCUAUUCAGUCAAAAUAUGGCAAUAUUGACAAAUGCUCCAGCAAAAGUUCUUCAAUAGGCUAUACUUCUGUGUCAGGAGUAGCAAAGAAUUCUAUGUUCUCAUUUACUGAUGAUUCCUUCCGAACUCGUCCCAACAAUGUCAGUGGCACUGCUGCUUUUAAUUCUACUUCCACCUUACCAUCUUCUUCUCGUAACACAAAUAACACAGUUGAUCAAAAAAGCAAUGGGAAUAAAGAGAGCCAUUCACGGAAGGUUAGCUUGAAAAACAGAAAAUCAAACUCCUAGAGCUGGUGAAAGAAAGCAUGCACACCAAAGACCACCAGAGGCAAUGUGGCUGAAGCCAGGAUUGGACAAAGCUAGAGUACAACCUUGAAUUUAAGGACCAGGAAGGAGGGAUUGAUUUGAUACCAUAAUGUUAACAUCUUCUGUCAAUUAAAUAAAUUCCUAUGUUGUAAAAUAUCUUCAUAGAAAUAAUGUAAUAUGUGCAGAAUGCCAAUGUUGUAAGUGAAGUGCUUAAUUCAACGUUACUUUAGCAAUGUGCUUUAAAUCUGCUGCAGCUAAAGAGACAGGGUUUCCCUACUUCCCCCUCUCAAUUAUGCCUUCUACUAGUUCAGGUUAUUCAGUUUGGAAUGAAAGUGCCCUCUACUUUAAAAUAUAGCUAUUUACAAGCUUAUGGACUCCUAAUUUGCCUUCGCUAUGGAAAUAGGGCCAUAUGUGUGAAAUUGCUCUGCGUAUAAGAAUUAACUGAACAAGUGACACUUUCUCUUUCAAAAAAGCUUUUAAAUAUCGAAGAAGCUUCAGUGUGGAAUCUGGAAGCAUGAACAGAGAAAUGUGGAGAAGUGUAGUCCUUUAAAAUAAACUGCUAUAAUUUUAGAUAAUAUUGCUUAUCUGGUGUAUAAAAUGUCAAGAGGAUUUCUUUUCACUUUUUAAUAAGAAACAGAUACCUCCAAAUAGCAUAUGAAUGAUUUCUUAAAUUUCACAUUGCAAUUUUAUUGUACAAAUACUUUGUUUUAAUUUACCAGUAUAGUCUUAUUGUAGUUUCUCUUUAUCCAACAUUUUAGAGAUGAUUAAUCUAGUUUUUAAUUAGUAGUUAAUUCAAGCCAUCAUGCUUUUAGCUAUAUCAACAUCAUUCUGUUUGUAUUCAUGCUAACAUUCCUAUCAAAAUUUGCCUGCAAAAUGCAGUUUUAUUUAAAACAUUCAAUUUAUGCCAAUACUUGAGAGAGACUGUAUGAAGCUAUUGUCAGCUUCUCUACUUCACAAUGCAAUCAGCAAAACUAUAUUGAUAUCAGACUAUCUGUUUUUUUAAAUAUGUUGGUGUAUGAUAAAGAUAAUCUAAUUUGUGAAUGAAUAAAUGUGUGGUUACUUUUUACAAUGUGAAAUAAUGAAUGCUUUAUGCACAAUAAAACUUAGGCCAUUAAAAUA